This is a messenger RNA of Hemiscyllium ocellatum (epaulette shark), 2640 nucleotides long. RefSeq lists its product as uncharacterized. The record is from RefSeq and is a predicted model, not a curated record. The transcript has 4 exons. The coding region runs from base 69 to 716 and encodes 215 amino acids. Lineage: Eukaryota; Metazoa; Chordata; Chondrichthyes; Orectolobiformes; Hemiscylliidae.
AUUAGAACUCAAGCUGCUGCUGACUCUUCAUCUUUGAAUCAAUCCAAAGGAGCUUCUAGAAGAAAGAAAUGGCUUCAAUUUUAUCAGCACUACUCCUUUGUCUAUUUCUUCAGCAUGCAUCAGCUCACUCUCACACCCCUUGCAUGAUAGAAAAUGCUAUGAUGGGAGGCUCAUUCAAUAUAAUGAUUUAUCCAAAAUACCUCAUGCCCAACGAGAAGUACAACGUCACUGUGAAUGGAACUGCAACCAAUGUGAUGGUAGCCCUCUCAGCUUCUUAUAAUGGCAGCAGCAUUGGGAACUGGACAGGAAAUGCUAAUACCUGCCAAGGAAUUUUAGGGACCAGGAACCUAUCAUUCACUGAAAUGUGGAUGUCACCUGAAAGCAUGAUGGACGCACAUAACUACAUUUUAUUCAAAGUCUUUAUCAAAAUGUCUGAUAAUAUGACAUAUGUCAUGAACAAAACUCUCAAAUCAGCUCCGACAAGCAGUUCUACACCAACUAUGAAAACUCCAACUCCUGACAGAAUGACCCCAACUCCAUACAACAUGACUACAACUCCGUACAACAUGACCACAACUCCACGCAACAUGCCUACAACUACGUACGCCAUGACCAGAACAACUGGGAAUUCAGCAAGUGCCAUUACCUUCAAGUCACUGAAUGGAAUUAUUAGCACGUUCUUGCUCUUUGUUACAGUCCGAGAAUUGCUGUCAUAAAAGGUUUGAAAUGUUGGCCUUCACACUUCCUAACAAUACGGCUUGUCAAUAGCAUUUACAACCAGAUAGGCUAUCAAUCCAUUCUGAUUCACCUUUCUAUACAAAAAUACAGAAGCCCUUUCUUUUGCAAUGUCAAUCUUGAGCCACCAAAAUUGGGAAAUAUGUUUUGUAAGAACAUUUGCUUUCCUUAAGUAAAGAAGUUCGAACAUUUGCUGCAAUCCCAAAUAUUGUCUUUUGCUUCUCAUUAUCUCAAGUCCUAGCUAGUGCCUGAAUCGAUUAAGUUUAGUGACUCACCUUCUACUCUUUACUGUACUUCUGUGCAAGGGUGUAAGUAAUACUCUUGUUCUUUAUUGAGAUGAAAUUUAUUUGAAAUAUAAACCCCUUUAGAAUACAUGGCCAAUUCUUCAAAACUAUAAUGAGUUGACUAAUAAUCUUUAGCUUAUUUUAGUUUUCAUUCGUUAUUAAAUUGCCACUCCUUUUGAUCCAUUUUUAUCAUUAUUUUCUUUGGUAUUUGUGUCUUCACUGUCAGAAAAUGAAUAUUCAACACCUUCAAUGUAGAGGUGCUAUCAAAAUGUCUCAGAUAUUUUGGGCCAACUGUUCACUUGCUUGACGUUUUUUACUGUAGCUUUGACAAGCAGUUGCACUGAAGGCCUUAACCAACUAGCUAGACUAAUUUUAGCUUCAAGCACAUGCAGGAAAUGUCUCAACAAUGGAAUAUUUACAAUUUUAAGAUAAGCAUAUAAUUAGUUUCAGUUUCUUUAGGAUCUUAUUCUAUCCUGCAGAUUAUUAAUAAAGAUCUAAUGGAUUCACAGUGCAAUAAUGUUCUAUAACCCACUGGAUAAUUUCAUAAUAUCAACGGAUUACAUGGAUGGGAUUUAUUAUUGUAAUGUCAUUGUUGUUUAGUGGAUAUAAAUAAUGACCACAUUUGUUUCCAUCCAUUUUUCAAAGAUGAACUUCAAAGUUUAUCAAAAUGAUCAAUAAAAGCACAGUGCCGUUUUGUUUCUGGACAAUUAAAAUAUCAUGGGAUUGCUGAUGUUCAGAAAAUUUCAGGGAAAGAAAAUCCAACAACUGUGCAAUUGGCAAUCAUUUAGUUUCAUCUUGUUCCCCUUAAUCUUAUGUACUCUAAAGUACAAAUCUUUUAGAAAAGUUCCAGUAACCAACUCAAUUAGUGGACAUGCUAGUUCUGUUUUUGGUGUAGCACUGUUUCACUAGUAACAUAAGCUUAAAAAUCAAAUCACUGUACAAAGAUUUAACAUCUGCCUGCCAAAUUCUGGCACUUAAUACUUGAAAUGAGUUCUCAGUCCACUUAGUUUAAGGGGGUUCAUUGCACAAUUAAAAUAGUACAGAGAAGAUUUUGAUACUUGUAGGAUAAAAGCUCACUGAUAAUGUUGCUUUUUAUAACUUCCAGUCUAAUCAUUCACCGUAGUUACCAAACUAUCAUCCUACUUGCAGUUAUUCAAAGCAACAAUCCUGGCACUUUAUUCCCUGACUCCAGAAUUAAAUGGUUUUCAAUCACAAAAGGGGUAAUUGAUCCUAAGUCUUAAUUAUUGAUCAUUGUUUUGAUUUCAUCUUUUCCAUAUUUAACUACAUCUCCAUUUUAUUGUUUUACUUUAAUUAAACAUUUAUCGAUUCUCUAUUGGUAUUUUAUGUAUGAAGUAAAUUGCAUAUUUCUAGACAAUUCAGGCAUGAUACCAUGAGCAAAACUCUUUUGUAUCCCUAUCCAGUUUAUGAAGACCUGCAGCACGAGUUUGCAAGCCUGAUAAUGUCCUAAAAUGAAGUAUGUUUUCACUGGUGUGGUGUCUAAAGAUAAUGCCAAGGUAGAAAAUCACUGCUAGAAAUGUGUUGGGCUGUUUAUAAAUACACUGAAAUUAUUUACACAAAUAAUGUUACUUUCUUUAAUAAAAGGUGAACUUGACCUUUAUAA